GCUGGACUCUGGCGGGGGGGAGGCGGCGACGGCCAUUUUGAGCUGCCGCCGCCAUUGGAGUAGCCCCCCCUCCCCUUUUCCCCCUUUUCCUCCUGACAGGAAAGGUUUAAGGGGGACAGAGCCUUGGCAGGCCGGGCCGGGCUCGGGGGCCGCCCCUGGGGCCCGGGCCAUGGAUGUACGCCGUCUGAAGGUGAACGAACUUCGCGAGGAGCUGCAGCGCCGCGGCCUGGACACUCGCGGCCUUAAGGCCGAGCUUGCUGAACGGCUGCAGGCUGCGCUGGAGGCCGAGGAGCCCGACGACGAGCGGGAGCUCGAGGCCGACGACGAACCGGGGCCACCUGGGCACCACGAGGAGGAGGUCGAGACCGAGGGGGGCUCCGAGCUGGAGGGGACCUCGCAGCCACCGCCGCCCGGGCUGCAGCCGCACCCGGAGCCCGGCGGCUACUCGGGGCCGGACGGACAUUAUGUCAUGGAUGAUAUUACCAGGCAGAACCAGUUCUAUGAGCCCCAGGUCAUCAAGCAAGAGAACGAGGCUGAGUACGAGAGGCGCGCUCUAGACACGGAGCCGCAGCAGCAGUCCUGCCGCCCAGAAGGAAAGACAGAGAUGAAGCAAGAGGGACCCCCAGGCUUCCUCCCGCCCGAAGCUUCUCAGCUCAAACCAGACAGACAGCAGUUCCAGAGUCGCAAGAGGCCUUAUGAAGACAACCGGGGCCGGGGCUACUUUGAGCACCGAGAGGACCGGAGGGGUCGCUCUCCUCAGCCUCCUGCCGAAGAGGACGAAGAUGACUUUGAUGACACUCUUGUUGCCAUCGACACAUAUAACUGCGACCUCCACUUCAAGGUGGCCCGAGAUAGGAGUAGUGGCUAUCCACUCACAAUCGAGGGCUUCGCGUACCUGUGGUCAGGAGCCCGUGCCAGCUACGGGGUCCGCAGGGGCCGUGUGUGCUUCGAGAUGAAGAUCAACGAGGAAAUCUCCGUCAAGCACCUUCCAUCCACAGAGCCUGACCCCCAUGUGGUUCGCAUCGGCUGGUCCCUGGAUUCCUGCAGCACCCAGCUAGGCGAAGAACCUUUCUCCUACGGCUAUGGCGGCACUGGGAAGAAGUCCACCAACAGUCGCUUUGAAAACUAUGGGGACAAGUUUGCAGAGAACGAUGUGAUUGGCUGCUUUGCGGACUUCGAAUGUGGAAAUGAUGUGGAGCUUUCCUUCACCAAAAAUGGGAAGUGGAUGGGCAUUGCCUUCCGAAUCCAGAAGGAGGCCCUGGCGGGUCAGGCCCUCUACCCUCAUGUCCUGGUGAAGAAUUGUGCCGUGGAGUUCAACUUUGGGCAGAGGGCAGAGCCCUACUGUUCGGUCCUCCCAGGAUUCACCUUCAUCCAGCACCUGCCCCUCGGCGAGCGGAUCCGCGGCACUGUCGGACCAAAGAGCAAGGCCGAGUGUGAGAUUCUGAUGAUGGUGGGCCUGCCUGCUGCCGGCAAGACCACGUGGGCCAUCAAGCACGCGGCCUCCAAUCCUUCCAAGAAGUACAACAUCCUGGGUACCAAUGCCAUCAUGGAUAAGAUGCGAGUGAUGGGCCUGCGCCGGCAGCGGAACUACGCCGGCCGCUGGGACGUGCUGAUCCAGCAGGCCACCCAGUGCCUCAACCGCCUCAUCCAGAUUGCUGCCCGCAAGAAACGCAACUAUAUCCUAGACCAGACAAAUGUUUAUGGAUCGGCCCAGAGAAGAAAAAUGAGACCAUUUGAAGGCUUCCAGCGCAAAGCCAUUGUGAUUUGUCCCACUGACGAGGACCUGAAAGACCGAACCAUAAAGCGGACCGACGAGGAAGGGAAGGAUGUCCCGGAUCAUGCGGUCCUAGAGAUGAAAGCCAACUUCACCUUGCCGGAUGUCGGGGACUUCCUGGAUGAGGUUCUGUUCAUCGAGCUGCAGCGGGAGGAAGCUGACAAGCUGGUGAGGCAGUACAACGAGGAGGGCCGCAAGGCUGGACCGCCCCCCGAGAAGCGCUUUGACAACCGAGGUGGCGGUGGCUUCCGGGGCCGAGGGGGUGGUGGCGGCUUCCAGCGCUAUGACAACCGAGGUCCCCCUGGCGGCAACCGAGGAGGCUUCCAGAAUCGAGGUGGAGGCAGCGGUGGAGGAGGCAACUACCGCGGAGGUUUCAACCGCAGCGGAGGUGGUGGCUACAACCAGAACCGCUGGGGUAACAACAGCCGGGAUAACAACAACUCCAACAAUCGAGGCAGCUACAACCGGGCCCCCCAACAACAGCCACCGCCGCAGCAGCCGCCACCCCCACAGCCGCCCCCCCAGCAGCCGCCGCCACCUCCCAGCUACAGCCCUGCUCGGAACCCCCCAGUGGCCAGCAGCUACAGCAAGAGCAGCAGUGUCCCUGGCUCCAGCGCCAAUACCAGCACCCCCACUGUCAGCAGCUACAGCCCUCCACAGCCGAGCUACAGCCAGCCACCCUAUAGCCAGGGAGGCUACAGCCAGGGCUACACCGCCCCACCACCUCCACCACCACCGCCACCUGCCUACAACUAUGGGAGCUACGGGGGCUACAGUCCGGCCCCCUACACCCCGCCACCGCCCCCAACUGCACAAACCUACCCCCAGCCCAGCUAUAACCAGUAUCAGCAGUACGCCCAGCAGUGGAACCAGUACUAUCAGAGCCAGAGCCCGUGGCCACCCUACUACGGGAACUACGACUACGGGAGCUACUCUGGGAGCAGCCAGGGAGGCGCCAGCGCUCAGUAGCAAGCGCUCAGUAGCAGGCCUGUCCCUGAGGCCGCAGAGGCCCCCAUGGCUUCCUCCACCAGCGCCACCUGGGCCCUGCACCCUGACGCCUCCUGGCUCCUCCAGGGCCGCCUCUGGCGGGGCCCUCCCCUGCGCAGGGCCGGGCAUUUUUCUCUGGAUUCAAACAGGCAACAGUACCUUUUACUUUGUUUGUCCCCUACCUCCCGCCUCUCCUCCGCUUCCUCCUGCCGCCUUUUUGAUGGAAGACUUCCCCCAGGACUCCCCUCCCCUUGGUCAGCAGCGAGGCCGGGGUGCGGGGGAGGCCCCUCCUGGCCCCCACUCACCCGCCCCGCCCCUGGGCCUCCCAGGCCCUCCUGCAGUUGGUUGUAAACUCUUCCAGGAGCUGUUUUACUGUCUACUUUUCAGGAUUAAAAAAAUCAAAAACUUAAAAAAAAAAGUUUAAAAAGCAAAAUACGGAGGGAGGAAGCAGUGACCUAUUUUUUUGGUAAUUAUGCUUUUUUUAAUGUUUAGAAUCUGUCCGUUUUUACUGGGGGGCGGCCGCUGACAUUUCAUCGAGGUGACCCUUCCUUGGCCGAGGAAGAGCCGCACCCUCCACACACACCCCCAAACCGCAGGAUCAUCUUUAACCCGACUUUUUAUACGACGUCUCAGUCCCCGUAACUGUGCACACGAGCUUCUGUGUUCAGUUGAAUUGUAACUGCUUUUUGUAUUUGGAGAGAGUGUGACUAUUGAACUUGAAACCUUUUA
Messenger RNA from Ochotona princeps (American pika), 3490 nucleotides. It is a transcript of the gene HNRNPUL1, whose product is annotated as heterogeneous nuclear ribonucleoprotein U like 1. The transcript has 15 exons. NCBI's taxonomy places the organism in Eukaryota, Metazoa, Chordata, Mammalia, Lagomorpha, Ochotonidae. The coding region runs from base 170 to 2743 and encodes 857 amino acids. The record is from RefSeq and is a predicted model, not a curated record. Gene Ontology annotation, molecular function: protein binding.